Messenger RNA from Fusarium proliferatum ET1, 909 nucleotides. RefSeq lists its product as uncharacterized. Lineage: Eukaryota; Fungi; Ascomycota; Sordariomycetes; Hypocreales; Nectriaceae. Bases 1 to 909 code for a protein of 302 amino acids. The transcript has 8 exons. The record is from RefSeq and is a predicted model, not a curated record.
AUGACCGCUUCUCAGGCGGAUCUCGAUCCUCACUCUCCAACCACCAAUGGUCUCUUCACUAUUCUGCAACUCUUCAGAAUCCAGACUACUUUGGAGCCGAUUGGUACCAGAGUUUCCGUCCCGCAUCAAUUUGCCGCCCUCUCUCAGGGCAUGUACCGUCCCCAUUUAUGGGUGAAUCGAACAUCCUUCCCUCGUAAUGAGGUGACAGCGGCCUUAGCAAGGAUGUUGACGCUGGUAUCCGUCCCUCUUCAGGAGGUGAAAGCGGCCCUACCAGGACGCGCUGCUCGGAUGAACCAAUGGACUUUCUUCAACAAGAAAAUCGAAGCCUUCAAGGCUCAGUCAAACGAUGGAAGCACUCCUUCAACCCCCGUCAAGAAGGCGACUCCUGGUCGGAAGCGAGCCCCCAAGGCCAAGAAGGGCGGUUCCGAUGAACAAUCAGCCGCUCAGGUCAUGGAAAACCAAAUGUACCAGGCACAGCCAGUGCUCACUGGCAACUUCAUGCCUAUGGACGAUGUAUUUCGACCGUUGGCACGAGGUAUUGGUGAGACGCUUGAGCACCAUCCAUUUUCAGGGCUAGCCCUACCAGGGCACGCUCCCAACCCCACGCCUGAUGCCACUGAGCGAGCCCCUGAAGGACAGGUCUUUGUCGCCUCUCAGCAAGUCCCCGAGGACCAGCUUGUCGUUGCUGCUCAGCAGCAUCCAUGGCUCCCGUCGCAGCUCCUGGUGGCUUUAACUAUAUGGACAUACCUCAGCAUCCUCAUCUACAGUUCAAUGAGCCUAUGCAGAUAUACCCAGGCCCAUCUCACCAUGAGUAUGCAGGCCCAGGGCCAUCCUGCCCGCUCCGGCGUGACAGCGUACUGGGGUUGCCUGUGUAGAUGGUCCGAUGAAGAGGAGGCCUAUGAGACAUAA